Chara braunii is the source of this 4586-nucleotide messenger RNA. NCBI's taxonomy places the organism in Eukaryota, Viridiplantae, Streptophyta, Charophyceae, Charales, Characeae. The record is from the annotation of a GenBank genome assembly.
CAAAGAUUGCUGCCUUAUCUUCCUUGAUAACUUCAAUGACGUCGAACAGUAGAAAUUGGUUGAAGGGAUGCAAGGGAGGUAUGACUGGACUAAGGUCCGGCAAAAUGCGCUGGUGGGGAAGUUCGACGAUAUCCUCUACCGGCUGUUGAGGCAACAAAAGGAGGAACGGGAAAAGGUGAAGCUGGGAGAGGUGAAGGACGGUGAGAUUUACAAAACUUUGACCUGCAUGAGAGAAAUGAUGGAGGGCAUGAAGGAGGAAAGGCUGAAGUUUCAAGUCAUGAUGGCCAAUGAGAAAAAGAGUAAGCGGAAAGGGAAAGAGCCAGUGGAGGAAGAAAGUGACAGUGAGAGUGAGGAAGAAAAGGAGCCGCCUCGCAAGUUGACAAAGGUGGAGAGGAAGGUCUUGAAUCAAAUUCGAGGCGCACAGGGGACUUCCCGUAAACAGGGGAAGAACAGUGGACAAAAUAAUCAAGGAGGGAAUGGCAAUGCGGGCGCUGCAGUGGAAGAAGAGCAUAUCCCCGUUAGUGAGAAUGAUGAGGAUAACGAGGAUGAGAAGUUGGGGGCCGAAGAGGAAGAACGGGCUCGUCGUCGUGCAUUGGAAAGGGAGCCGGAGAAAGGGAAGGCCGAAGUAAGCGAGGAGGAGCCACGAAAGAAGAAGAAGAUUUAUUCGAUCCCUGUGGAGCAGGGGGUCGAUAUCGAGCAACUUGUCAAUAAGAUUCUGGAAAGUCAGCGCGACUUGGUCACGCUGAAGGAAAUUUUGGCGGUAUCACCGCAGAUUCGAGAAGCAUUUAAACAGCGAAUGACUCGCAAGAGAGUCAUGACUGUUAAACUCGGCGAAGUCAUUCCGCCGGAGGCUAACUGGUCCCCGUCUGGGACGAAGAUGGAUUGGCGAAGUGUGUCAACCGGCCAUAUGAAGGUCCAGAUUGGACAGCAGGAGUACUCGACACUUGUGGAUGAUCGAGCUGAGAUGAACAUCAUUCGCGAGCGCCAUGCCAUCGAAGCCGGGUUGAAGAUCAACCGAGAUAACUAUGGGUUUCUGGUGGGCGCUAGCGGAUCGACCCCAUUCUGCGGGACAGCCAGUGGCGUUCUCGUCACGGUCGGAAAGGUCAACGUCCGCUCUUAUUUUUACGUGUUACCUACGGUGGACCACGAGGUGAUUCUGGGAAGAGCGUUCCUAUGUUUUGCCGCCAGAGUGGAGCACUUGCGAAAGCUUGUACGCAAAGGCCAGAAAUGGGAAUGGGGUCCGAAGCAACAAGAGGCCGUGGAGGAUAUCAAGACUAAGUUCCAGACAAAUGAGGCGGAAGAAUCAGUUCCGGUCGAUGCCUUUUUGAAAGAAAAGGAGUCGCGAUUGAGUAUUAACUAUCUUACCUACCUGACAGAUGCGGUCUCUCGGCAUGGAAAAUCGAUAUGGAAUGCUCCUGCCUUUCACGAAGUACGUCAAAAACUCGUGAUGGAGGGACCUUUCAUUGAGGAGGACCCAUGGGGCGAGCAGACUUCAGAGGAAAUGAUGAGGCUGGCUUUGACCGAUGACAUUGACCUUAUGCUUGAUCCGCUAACAAUUGAACAAGGCCAUACGCAGGCUGAUGACGCUUUCCAGACCGUUGGAAGGGUGUCAUAUAUCAGGAGCUUGUUGGUUUAUGAGGAUCGCCUGAGGAUAAUGAAUGUGGAAGAAGGAUGCCGUGAGGUCAAAGAAGUGGUUAAGGAAAAAGAGUACGAAAGGGAGUAUAAGAAAAUAGGCAUGUGGUUGAAUGGGGAAUUUGACGAAAGCGAGGUUCAUCCGGUUGUGCGGGUAAAGAGCAAAGGAUUUGUUGUUCGUGAUGGUCAUCUUUUUAAGAUAGCUGCUGAUGGUGUCCCCAAAAGGGUGGUAUGCGGAACCUCUCGACAGUUGGAUGUGAUCGCUGCUUUGCAUGAUGGGGUAGCCGGCGGGCAUAGGUCUGCGCAGGUAACCCUAAAUAAAAUCCAACGCCUUUAUUUCUGGAAAGGGAUGAGCAAGAUGGUGAUUGACUUCUGUAAAUCUUGUUUCCCUUGCCAACAGAGGUCUAACAUCCGCUACCUCGAACCCCUAAAUCUACGGUAUGUGGAAGAACCAGGCGUGGUGGUGUAUUUGGAUCUCUUGGUAAUGCCACCUGGUAUAAAUGGGUACAGGUAUAUCUUCGAUGCUAGGGAUAAUUUGACUGGGCUCGUUGAUGGUCGUACCAUUCGCGAACGUCCUGGGUUAGUCUUGGCAGAGUGCAUUGAGGAAUAUUACCUCCGUUAUCCAUUUAUUCAAGAGAUUGUUAUGGAUCGAGGAGGCGAGUUUCGAGCAAAGGAGGUGCAAACGCUUUUGAAAAGGUUUGGGUUGCGAAGCAGAGGGGCUUCAUCCUCCGAUAACGUGUUAGCGAAGGAGCGCGUGCGUUCACUAGAUAUGGUGAUCAAUCAACCUCCACCGGUCGAUCCCCGGGACAGCCGACACGAUGGUCCGGCCAUCGGUAUCGACUUGGGGACCUGUAACUACUGUGUGGCUAUUCGUCGCCGCGGACACGUGGAAGUCAUUGCGAACCGCGAUGAUGGGGAGAGAAUCAUCCCAUCUUACGUGGCGUUCAAUGCGAGGGGGCGGGAGAUCGGUAAAGCGGCUAGACUGGCGGCAGCGGAGCAUCCCAACUGUGACGUGUACGAGUCGAAGAGAAUCCUCGGCAGACGAUUCGACGAUGCAGAGGUGCAAAGGGACCGAGAGAGGUGGCCAUUCAAGGUGGAGAGAGGAUCUAACGGUGAGCCUGUGCUCGUGGUACCGAGCGGGCAAUCGACCGUCGAGAAGCUUCUGCCCGAAGCGCUCACUUCAACGACGCUCGGCGAAGAGCGACAAGGGAUGCUGGAGAAAUCGCAGGACAUGAACGUUCUUCACUUGAUGAACGAGCCGACUGCCGCCGCUAUUGCUUACAUCGAGAUGAAGAAGCUAAAGGUCCACGGCAGCAAUGACGUUGAUCUUCUAUGCAGUGGAGGGGAGAAUGAGAAGGUGGUCGGCGAUGGCGGCGGCCAGGAGGAGGAGGACGACGACGACGAAGAAGAAGAGAAGAAGAACAUCGUGGUCUUUGAUCUUGGAGGAGGCACGUUGGACGUCUCCAUCAUGACGAUUAGUCAAUCGCAGUGCAUCGUGYUGGCAUUAGCAGGAGACACGCACUUGGGAGGCAUCGAUUUCGACCAGCGUCUGCUCGAUUACGCACUGCAGGUUCUGCGAGAAAAGCACGGCCUCGAUAUCUCCAACGACAAAAGACGGUUGUUCAAGCUUCGACAACAAUGCAUAAUGGCCAAGCACAAGCUGUCGACAGACACGAGGGCUGAAGUUCAAGAGGACUCGUCGAAGAUCAAGCUGCAGAUCAUGCGUUCGAACUUCGRCGAAAUCAAUCGGGAUCUAUUCGAUAGAUGUGUCCGUUCGGUGGACUCAGCAAUGAAGGAUGCGAAUUUGUCAGUGGGCGAGAUCGAUGACGUUCUUCUAGUGGGAGGCUCGUCCAACAUUCCUAAGAUUCAGAAAUUGCUGAAGCUUUUCUUCGAAGGUCGAGAGCCGUUGAUCGCUGUCAAUCUGGAUGAGGCGGUGGCGUACGGAGCUGCCGUGAAGGCAGACAUGCUGGGGGGUGAUCGAUGUGCCGAUCUCGAUAAGAUCACAGUUCGAGACGUAACACCGCUCAGCCUCGGGGUCCGAACCCGGUUCGGCAAGAUGAACGUCGUUAUACCAAGGAACACACCCAUACCGGCGGAAGCCUCGCGUACCUACGCGAUGGCUGCUGAUUAUCAGACGAUCGGGUACUUCGCCGUCUUCGAAGGAGAGCGCCCUCUUGUCAAAGAUAACCGUUUUCUUGGAGGUGUGAAGUUUCCAGGAUUCAAGCGGGACGAAGCAGGGAGAGGGAGAGCUGAUGCCGUGCUUCGGAUCGACGAGGACGGGAUAGUGCACCUCACAGUCCGUGCCAAACGGUGUCCUACCACGCCGGGCAAAACGAUCAGCACGACGAUCACUGACAAAGGCAGGCUGUCGAAGAUGGAGAUCCAGGCAAUGUCGGAAGAAGCGGAGCGAUUCAAGUCGUCAGAUGAAGAUGUCAGUAAACGGUGCGAUGCCAGAUCUUCCUUAGAAGCUCUUGCCAGGCGAGUUAAAAAGAAGCUGAGCAAGCUGAGCAGCGGGGAGGCGAAGGACUCUCUCCAGGAGACUGUCACCCAAGUUUUCAGCUGGCUGGACAGCUCUGCGAUGGGCGUGGUCCCGAAAAUGGAAGAGUUGAUGGCACUUCGCACUAAGUUAUUGACCGCCUGCGAUGUCGCAGAGUUAACUGUAGAGUUAACAGAUGGGUGAGUUGAUUGCAAAUCGCACUAAGUUGGUUGUUGACAGCCUGCGAUGUCGCAGGGGGUGCUGGUCGGAGAGCUAAGCGAUGGUGGGACAAUUCCGCGCCCGCUAGUACGUGCCCAAAUCUGACCUUACCUUUGAGUUUGGUGAUAUCUCACCAAAGGGUGUCGAUGGGGUAUAAGCCUGGUUCGAAAGGGGCAUUAAAGGGGUAUAUGCUAAGAUUUAUUAUUUUAUUUUUAUUUUCUAUCCCGAAUUCCAUAGCAAAUAAAAUCUGCAUAGCAUA